Messenger RNA from Ostertagia ostertagi, 324 nucleotides. The record is from the annotation of a GenBank genome assembly. NCBI's taxonomy places the organism in Eukaryota, Metazoa, Nematoda, Chromadorea, Rhabditida, Trichostrongylidae.
AUGGCUCUCAAAACUUGCGGUCGACUCGUUGUUGCUCGGCUGUUUAACACUAGCAAACGUAGCCUUGCAUCUGCACAAUCCAUAACAGUGCGAGAUGCGCUCAACCAGGCCAUGGAUGAGGAGAUCAAGAGGGACGACCGCGUAUUCUUGAUCGGAGAGGAAGUAGCUCAGUAUGAUGGAGCGUACAAGGUUUCGAAGGGAUUGUGGAAGAAAUAUGGGGACGAUCGAAUCAUUGACACACCUAUUACAGAGCAAGGCUUCACAGGUACAUUUAUACUAGCUGUAGUUAAUAACUUGAGAACGGUCAAUGAGGAAAUGCAGGGC